Caenorhabditis bovis is the source of this 534-nucleotide messenger RNA. The record is from the annotation of a GenBank genome assembly. Lineage: Eukaryota; Metazoa; Nematoda; Chromadorea; Rhabditida; Rhabditidae.
AUGACGAAUGUGAAAAACUGCAGCGAAUCCUAUGUAUUGUGUGCGUGCACCGAGUCGCACAGUUCAAUAGGAGCUACACAACCUCGAAUCGGAGGGGCAGUUACGGAUCAUGUCGACUCAACAUUCCUCCGCGUUGAUCCAAUUGAUCAUCUAACUGGAGUGUGGAUCGCAAUCGACGAAGCUAGUGUCGAAAAUGGGUGUCUCUCAUUCAUUCCGGGAAGUCAUAAAGACUUUUCUUCGACGGAUCAUCGAUUUGUGAGGACCCACGACACUACCGGAGGACCCUUAUUGAAAUUUAUUGGAACCCAACCAACUUAUGAUCAAUCAAAAUUUGUGCCUGCGCCAAUUUCUAAAGGAUCAUUAAUCCUCAUCCAUGGAUUGGUUGUGCAUAAGAGCGAAGCGAAUACAUCGAACCAGAGCCGUCAUGCAUAUACAAUACACGUGAUGGAGAAGAAGAAUACUCGCUGGGACCCUGAUAAUUGGCUGCAGCCAACGAGCGAACAUCAGUUUCCAAAUCUCUACGAAUCUCAGUAG